Molecule: messenger RNA, 1891 nt
Organism: Musa acuminata subsp. malaccensis (wild Malaysian banana)
Lineage: Eukaryota; Viridiplantae; Streptophyta; Magnoliopsida; Zingiberales; Musaceae
Source: RefSeq, a predicted model, not a curated record
CGCCCGAAACCCCGACCGCGUCCGACGACGGAGUGGGGGGAUAUGGCGGGGACAUCGAAGCAGUGGCUCUUGAUCGGGGCGGGCGCUAUCUUCGGUUCCCUCUCGACUGCCGCUCUCCUCAAGAUCCUUUCCAGAAAGGUUGGGAAGCAGCAAAUCGAAAGACACUCCACUGACUUUUUGAUGCAUAAUGGCAUGAACGGGAAAGAAAAUCCAGCUGGAGAAGGCAGAACUGGUUGCCAGGAUAUUCAUAAUGGUUUAUUGGGUUUUGAUUUAGAAGAUGAGGUGGUAUGUGAGCAACUCACAAGGAAUAUCCAAUUCUUUGGCAUUGAAUUCCAACAAAAAGUAUCGCAGUCAUAUGUUGUGGUUAUUGGCCUUGGUGGAGUUGGUAGUCAUGCUGCUGGUAUGCUUUUAAGAUCUGGUGUUGGUAGGCUCCUACUUGUGGAUUUUGAUCAGGUAUCACUGUCAUCAUUAAAUCGCCAUGCUGUGGCCAAUAGAGAUGAUGUUGGAACCCCAAAAGCCAUUUGCUUGCAAAAGCAUUUUGCAGCAAUAUUUCCAGAGUGCAUUGUGGAAACAAGAGUUCAGCUAUAUGAUCCAUCAUCUGAGGAGGAAAUUCUCUCUGGCCACCCUGAUUUUGUUCUUGAUUGCAUUGACAAUAUUGACACCAAGGUUGCUCUUCUUGCUGCUUGUGUACGUAGAGGUCUGAAGGUUCUUUCUGCAAUGGGUGCCGGUGCUAGAGCUGAUCCAACACGAAUUCGCGUUGCAGAUUUAAGGGAGUCAACCAAUGACCCACUGUCUCGAGCGGUGAGAUACCGUUUGAGAAAAGACCAUGGGAUAGAGGGUGGAAUACCUGUAGUAUUUUCUUUGGAGAAGCCAAAAGUGAAGCUGCUUCCUUUUAAAAGUGUAAGUGGAGAAGAAGAAAACCCAUCAGAUUAUCAGAUAGUUCCAGGUUUCAGGGUCCGUAUCAUUCCUGUUCUGGGUACAAUUCCUGCAAUUUUUGGGCAAGUGAUGGCGUCGUAUGUUGUGACUCAGCUCUCAGGAUUGUAUGUUCAAACUGAACCAGUGGUUAAUUUGGAUAUAGAUCAUUAUCGGAUUCUUCAUAACCGCCUUCUUGAGCAUGAGGAGAUAAUUUAUGGCUCAGCCACUCAAGUUAUGGUUGAUGUUGAAGAAGUAAUGUAUGUCGUCAAAGAGUUGUGGCAUGGAAGAAGUGCAAGAGAUCAAUCUAAAGAUGUUGGUCGCAAAAUGUGGCGGUCUGUUAAUGAGUUAAUGCUUGUAAGGUGGGACAAAUCAAAACCAGCUACAAUUUCAAACUUGAUACUUCUGAAACUUAACGAGGUAGAUGCACAUGAAUCUACAACUAUAGACCAUAUAAAGGGGGAAGAACCUGAAUUCUAUUCCAUGGUGACCAGCGUGCUGAAUCGGACUGCAAUGGAUUUUGGUCUAUGAUGUUGAAACACAUGCGGUGACAGUGCCAACAAAAGAGACCGAACUGCAACUUGGUGCACCUUAUCCUAGAUGCAAGUCUAUCCUGUUUGGUCAGUCAAGAAUCUAGUCAGAAGCUUGAGAUAUCGAGGUCCUAAAGGAGCAUUGCAAAUUUUGGCAUGUAGCAAAUCAGCAGUCAGCUACAGUGAUCCACCUGCACAAUAUCAUGAUCCAUUGGAUCUUGCCAAAACUAACAGUCCAAUUUAAGUGAAUGUAAUGUUAGAAGGGAAGAUUCAGAUGGGUUCCUGUCGAUGCCAUUUACUUGCCUAUGUGCUUCAAUAUUUUUUUAUUUUGGGGGUGCAUAUGUGCAAGACCAUGACCAUCUUUAGUUCUGCUUAAAUUUAGAUGAGCUAUAGAUUGUUUUCUUGUCACAGAGUUAACUUUAUCAAAGAAUCACAGUACUUUUUUUAUU